Messenger RNA from Uncinocarpus reesii 1704, 1224 nucleotides. RefSeq lists its product as uncharacterized. Bases 1 to 1224 code for a protein of 407 amino acids. The transcript has 4 exons. The record is from RefSeq and is a predicted model, not a curated record. Lineage: Eukaryota; Fungi; Ascomycota; Eurotiomycetes; Onygenales; Onygenaceae. Gene Ontology annotation, molecular function: S-adenosylmethionine-dependent methyltransferase activity.
AUGCUGGAGGACUCUCCAUUCUUCAUUGAGCACGGUGAUCUGUCACCCCAGAAUAUCAUUGUGGAUUCAGAGUACAACAUCACGGGAAGACUCAUUCUUGAAGCGAUUGUUAGCAAAGGCCGCCAUAAGUGGUUUGCGGACAAACCCUGGUUUUCUGAGAGUGGCACUGUGAUGAAUGUGGCCCGUGAACUUCUGUUCACCUCGAAUUCUAGAUCGGCGACUUCAAGGUCCCCGAUUUGUCAUCAUCGCCGCCAGAAAUCAAGCACCACCUCCGCCAUCCGUCUACAUAUAGACCCCGGUCACCACGGUCAGAUUCCCCCUCCGCCACAAGCACCACCAGCCCCACCGCCAGCUCUACUUCUCCUCACCACCGACACCAUGUCCAACGACAUGCUUCGCAGCACCGCCGGCCUCAGCGACCGCUUCAGAGACCUCCAGGGCCGCAACCAAGGCGAAGUCUGGGACGAUCUAUGGAAAGAAUCCCGCACCCCCUGGGACCGCGGCGCACACAAUCCCGCCCUCGAAGACGCGUUGGUCCAGAAACGUGGGUUCCUCGGGCCUGCCGUUUUCGACGACGGGCGCCGCAAGAAGGCGCUGGUUCCGGGAUGUGGGAGGGGAGUGGAUGUGUUUCUGCUGGCCGCGUUUGGGUAUGAUGCAUACGGACUAGAGUAUAGUCACACGGCAUUGGAGGUGUGUUUGAAGGAGACGGAGAAGUAUUAUGGGGAGAACGGGAGGGUGCCGCCGAGGGAUGACAAGGUGGGGAGUGGGAAGGUCACUUUCUUGCAGGGGGAUUUUUUCAAGGAUGAUUGGCUUAAAGACGCUGGGCUGGCAGAGGGAGAUUUUGAUUUGAUCUAUGAUUAUACGUUUUUCUGCGCAUUAAAUCCAACGCUGCGACCACAAUGGGCACUCCGCCAUUCUCAAUUGCUCGCGCCAUCGCCCCGCGGGAAUCUCAUCUGCCUUGAAUUCCCAACCACAAAAGAUCCUGCCACUUUGGGGCCACCGUUCGCUUCCACGCCGGCAAUGUAUAUGGAACAUCUCAGUCAUCCCGGGGAAGACGUUGCAUAUGACGACAAAGGCUACGUCAAGCCUAGUCCCCUUAAACAACCGAGCGAGAAGGGGCUCGAGCGUGUUGCUCACUGGCAGCCUGAGCGAACCCAUACGGUUGGUAUGGACGACAGCGGGAAUGUUUUAGACUGGGUUUCGAUUUGGCGCCGGCGGAAUUAG